AAACAACACGUGAUUCGCGCUAACUGGAAGCAAGAUGGCGGUGGUAGUGCGGAGCUUGCAAGACCAGCUCGAAAAAGCAAAGCAAAGCCUGAAAAGUGUGGAUGAUAAUAUCCGUAAAUUAACUGGACGUGAUCCUAAUGAAUCAAGACCGGGUCAGAUGCGCCGGGUCGGCGGCCCCAUGGCAGGCCCCGGUGGAGGUGGAGGUAGAGGCAGAGGAGUCAACCUGCUCAGGCGUAGUCUCUCAGACAUUGGAAGCGGCGCCCCCCCUGCCAAGCAGAGGGACAUUGAAGGAGCCCUCAUGAGGCUGGCGGGGGUACAGAGGGCCAGGAGAGACACGCGCCACGACAGCGACGCCGAGGAUGAUGACGAUGUCAAAAAACCGGCGUUGCAGUCGUCUGUAGUAGCUACCUCCAAGGAGAGAACACGCAGAGACCUCAUUCAAGAUCAAACCAUGGAUGAGAGGGGCAAACAGAGGAAUCGGCGUAUGUUCGGCCUGCUGAUGGGGACCCUGCAGAAAUUUAAACAGGAGUCCAACGUUUCCACAGAGAAGCAAAAGCGACGUACAGAGAUUGAGCAGAAGCUCGAGGUUCAGGCUGAAGCUGAGAAAAAGAAGGUGGAGAGUGAUAAGAGGGAGCUCUUUGAAGAGCGGAGAGCCAAACAGACUGAGCUGAGGCUACUGGAACAGAAAGUGGAGUUAGCUCAGCUGCAAGAGGAGUGGACCAGCCACAAUAAUCGUCUGGUGAAAUACAUUCGUACCAAGACCAAGCCUCAUAUUUUCUAUGUGCCUGGAAAAAUGUGCUCCGCCACACAGAAACUCCUCGAUGACUCCACCAAGAAACUGAACGCUGUGUUUGAGGAGAGGCGUGAGGCUUUUGCCGAACACCUCAGCAAGAUGGAGUCCCGCCCCCGGCGACAACCAAACCGCGACCAGGACGGCAACAUGGCAGCAACAGGGAUGGACCACUCGGCGGAGGGUAAGCCAGCAGGUCAGGCAGUCAAGGUGACAGGUAACAAGGGGGAUGCAGAGAUGGAGGAAGAGGAGGAGGACGAGGAGGAAGAGGAGGAGAGGGAAGAUAAGGGGGAUGGAAAGGUGACAGAGAAGGACAAGGGGAAGGAGAGGGAGGAAGGGGAUAAGGGAGCGUUGAAGGUGCAGGAAGAGGUAGAGGGGAUGGAGUUGAUUGAGGAGGGGAGCGAGGAGAAGAAGGAAGAAGAGGAGAGGGUGAAGGAUGGGGAGGAGAGGGUGGAGAAGGGAGAGAAGGAGGCUAGUCCGGGGUCAGAGGAGAUGGAGGUGGAGGGUGGAACAGAGCAGGCGGACAGGAGUAAAGAACAGGAGGGAGUCAGUAAACAGCAGCCUACAGACCUCCAAAAUGAAAAGACCCAGGAGACCCAGUCCUCAGAACCAAUCGAAACCAGCCAAGAAGCACCAAACACCAGUCACCAAUCCCAGCCCCAACCCCAGCUCAGCCACACUGCAGGAGAACCAGCAGAAACGUCCUCUGAGACCCAGGGACCCUCUCUGAUCCCAGAACCCCAAAUAGCCUCUUCGCUGCCCGUACUGGAUUUCAGCAUGCCUCGCCCCGAGGUCCAGAACUCAGCAGCUGAGAGCCAGGCUGCAGAAGGGAAACCAGGGGACGCAGCACCCCAAAACCUGCCUGAUCCCCAGGAGGUCCCCAGCGUUACCCCGGCACCCUCUAAGGAGGAAGAGGACGGCAGGAGAGGGCGGAAGAAGGAAAAGGAGGCAAAGAAGGGCCGCAGUAACAGCAACAGCUCCUCCUCUUCCUCUUCCGGCUCCUCAUCCAGCGGAAGCUCCUCCUCUUCCUCCGGAUCCAGCCGCUCCUCCUCAUCGUCCUCGUCUUCUUCGUCCUCGUCGUCCAACAGUAGUAGCCGAAGCCGCAGCCGAGACAGCGGCAAGCGCAAGAGGAGGCUGUCGGACAGGGACAGGAAGAAGGGAGAAGAGAGGAGUCACCGCAAGAGGGGAGGGAGCAGCGGAGGAGGGAAGGGAUCCAAGGAGAGGAGGAAGAGGAGGAGCGAGGAAGGGAGGGGCAGGUCGUCCCGCAGCGAUAGGGAACAUAAAGAUAGAGACAGGAAGGACAAGAGACGCUAAUCUGAUUCUCAUUCAGCCUCCGUGCGGUAAAGCUGGAAAACACUGAAGGAAAAUCUAUUUACUUAAUGACACAAGCUGAUAAACAGUUUUUAAACUAGUAUUUUCCCUUAAAACGUCACAUGAAGGCCCAUCAAAGUUUUAACAUGGGUUUGUUUGUCAGUGUAGGGAUUUAUAAGUAUGUCAAGAAGGAAUUGAAACAGUGGACGACUGGUUAUUGCAGCCUGGACUUUAAGUCAGCGGUGCAUCGGUCUCUAAUUGGACCCCUUAACAAACAGGUUUAAGAUUUAAUUUUAGUCCUGUCAUUUUAUCCUGGGCCUGACAUUUGGGUUUUUAAAAAGGUCUUUGUGGCGCGACGAUGAAAAGCUGGUGUUGAAUGUUUGUUUCUUCAUACUGAUCAUAAUGCCAUAGGCUGGGGUAUCGUUGGUUCUGGUAGCAGUAACCAUUAACGUACAGUAGUUGUGUUUUCAAGUUGAUGUGACAACGCUGUUGAUCCUCAUUUCUUUCCACUAUUUGAUCAAUGUCAAGGCCCUUGUAUCCUCAUCACCUGGGUACAUGUGAUUUGCUCUAAUGCUGAUUUUCGAAAAAGUUUUACCAUUUUCUUUUUUCUUUUUGUACCGACUGAAAAUCUGCUUCGAAUUAAAGGUGAGGUAUUGGUGGAAA
This is a messenger RNA of Centropristis striata (black sea bass), 2764 nucleotides long. RefSeq names its product pinin, desmosome associated protein (gene pnn). Bases 35 to 2104 code for a protein of 689 amino acids. NCBI's taxonomy places the organism in Eukaryota, Metazoa, Chordata, Actinopteri, Perciformes, Serranidae. The transcript has 9 exons. The record is from RefSeq and is a predicted model, not a curated record. Gene Ontology annotation, cellular component: catalytic step 2 spliceosome.